UGUCGUGAGUUUGCUUCUCGUUGAUAUAUGAAUCACUCCUCCACAGGAACUCGUAGAAGCACAUGCUCUACUGUUGCAUCCACGAUCAAUUCUCUGAUAGGACUUUCAAUAUGUUUUACACAUAGACGUGAGGAUGUUACGAUUUGGAGCGAUUCUGGGCCCGAGACAGCCCGUUAGGAAGCGGCGCUCGUGGAAUUACGAUGAACGUUUGAAAUAAUGACUUAAAUGGCUUAUUUUCAGUCAUUUAGACAUGUAGUUAGAUGUAGUAUUGUUGAUUGUUGUUGGGCUAGUUAUACAUGUACUAACAAUUCACGAUGUCAUUCUCAGAAUCUUCAAGUAUUAUCAACGAGCAUGAUUGUGACCCGCCCAAUCGGGCUCAUUCAGCACCCUCUGUAGCCGUCAUGGGAACUAGAAAUCAAGGUUCGCGUAGCAGCCAGGCUGCGCAAUACCAGGCCAUGCGCACAUUACGCAACGGCUUGGCCGCCACAGUGCCACAUAGUUUAUUAGCGUAUGAUAUCAAUUGCAGCCACCGGCCGAACCGGCGUUACACGCGACGCCAAUCGACGCUUCAACAGCACAAGGAAAAUAUGGAAUUACGCUGCUGCCGGAUUAACGUACUAUUGGUGACGAUGCAGACAUUCCUUGGAAUAACGAUAACUGCGCUUGGAUUCUACAUGCGCACACUGACGCUGUCGCUGCAAUACUACGAAUGUCCGUUUUGGGCGGGAAUCCCGCUCUCGUUAACAGGGACAAUUGGCAUGUAUCUUUGUGCAACUGACUUCAAGGCCUAUACAGGGAGCACCAAAAUGAUGGUUGUCAAGGCGGUGUGUUUCACCUUGUCUGCCAUCUGUAUGUUUGUGGCGAUUGUGGCUGCCGUUUUCGUCGGGAUUCACGGACAUCGCAUCGCUUCGUAUGACGAAUGCAAGUGGUACAACAAUUCCAAGAACACGAGCACGUGUGAAUGUACCAUAGACAAACUGGAUCCAGACGCCAGAAUUUAUAUCUACGAGGGCGUCCGGCGUUGCAAUUUGAUUUUCAGUAGCAUAAAAGAUUACUUGAUAUUAGAAUGUGCGUUGACCUCAGUAGCUAGCGGUGUAUCAGUGUGGUUUGUCAUAUUGUUAUGGAAAUCAAGAUAUCAAAAAUUUUCCGGGAGUUUACGACUUUAUUCCUAUAGUGGUGGACAGACGUCACAUCCUGUUGGCCAGAAUCCAUGUGCAUCGUUGAAUGCAUCUAAUGCUGAGGACCCAGAGCGGCGGCAUUCCUCAUUUCAAGUCCAGGGGGCGCUGCAAAAGAGACUUUUAGAGGAAUGCCGGCAGAAGGAACGAGAACAGUUUGGAUAUAGUCACAAUAGUGAGGAAACAUGAUGUUAGGCCCUUUUGUGUUUAGGGCUAUUAUGAUGUGCUUGGUACGUGGCUGGUUCAGGUAUGGCCAUAGAGAGAGGUCAAAGGUCGGUGCAAUAUCAGCAUACUACCAGGGUACCAUUGGACCCAUGACCUUGAAGGUCAAAGUGUUCAUCAGUUUUAGUAUUAAAACUGUUCUGAAAAUGACAGUGGGCCUCUCCUUCAAAAGGAGAAGUUGGACUGAACGGAUGACCUUCUUGUUGAAAUUAUGAAUUUGAUGAGCUGCAGCUAAAAUCAGUUUGUGCAGUUAUUUUGCUGUGAUCGCAGCAGUAAAGUUUCAGCCUUGAACUUUCAGGGUAAUAAUUUAGCCUUAUAGGUAUCAGGUGACCUUGAACUUUUGGACUCUUGGUUUCAACCUUGAAAGAGGCUGGGAUGACCUCAACUUCUGACUCUUUUUUCAAUGGGAAAUGGCUUAGUUUUACUGGAUUAUGUGGGAUCAAAGUAAUUUAAAAAACAAUUUGUUGGGAAUUCUUCAUUUCCCAAUAUUUGAUGCUGCUUAUCGACUUGUGAGAAUAUUCACUGAUGCUUCAAACUGUUCUGUGAUCCAUUUGUUAUUGUCUCAGGCCACACCAACUUAUGUCAUGGAUAGCAGAGGUGCCCACAUCACUGAAAGCGAACAGAAUUUGAAAUGAAAGCAGAAAGAGCUGGAGUAUACACUCUUAAAAAUAUGAAGGUUUUUUAGGGAAGGGUUUUUGACCAACACAGUUGCGUGUUUUGAGGAAAAUGAAAAAUCCAUUCAGGUUUAUAACUCAAAACCUUAAGGAAUUUUUCAGUUCUCUAAAAAACUUCUAGGGUGUAUAUUUUGGUUGGAUGAAACUCAAAAAUGUCAUUUUCAAGACUGUAGUCUGCUGAUCUCACAUGAAUUGGUGCGGCCUCAGGGUCUUUCGUUGUGUUUUGUGAGUCUUUGUGUCUGAAGUGUGAGUUUGAUGGGGGAUAGCAGUAUGUUAACCCCUGGAGAUAUUUCCCAGACAAUUCUGAUUGGAAAGCGACUACGAAUAACAAUCAGUCGUCAUGUUGUCAUGGCGAUGUCGCUGGUCACAGCAACAUAUAUCGCCAUUUCGGAAACUCUCAAGGGGGGGGGGUGGAUAUGUGGUGGACUUUUUAUGGCCAAAAAAUAGGCCCAUUGUUGUGAAAUUGUCCGAAAAUGAUACAGCUUUGACAUUAAUGAAUCUAUUUUCUACUAUUUUUGUUGUAUGUCAAUGCAUUAGACCCCCCCACCCUAGGUGUAGGUAUAUUCCCCUGUGGUGUCUCCAUCAUUUUCUCAGUCAUUACCCUGUUAGACCCAAGCAUUUACAAAGGAAGAGCCAAACAGUAAAAUGAGGUGACUUUGGCUCAAGUGGCCUUGGCAUACCAAUACACACCACUUUGAAUGUUUCUGCUCAGAUGCAAAGUUUCCAAAGUGAGGUCGGAAUUUUCUUUUUUUUUCAAUAAAAGUGAAAGCCCGGGGCGUGGAAGAUUAAUUAAAUACCAAAUUUUGUAGUAUGUCAUGUGAUGCUCCAAAGAAAGCAGGUUGAAUCGUUUUGGGAGAUUGAUAGGUAAACACUCUUAAACAACGAGUCAAGUCAUCCUGCAUGAUUUCGACAGUUUCCACCUUUUACUGUAAUGUUUUACCACCAUCACAAUAUUUUGUUUGACAUCUGAUGUAGUUAAAUGCACAAAGCAACACAAUUGGGUGUUUUUCAAGAGGUGGUGUCAUCCCACAAAGCUUUGGCUGUAAACAGAAACUUGGCAUAUUUUGAUCGGAUCUGGUUGCAGUACCAUAUGCAAGCACUCAAGGGAAUGUUAUCAACGGAGAUGCUUCCGGGAAGAAGUGUUUUAGGGAGCGUGUCAAAAUCCUUUGGAAGCAAAAAGGCCAACUCUUCAUCAAGUUGAAAAUGGCAUCAUGUGAUGUAACAGUAUGUCAUGGUAAUGACGUAUCUGAAAUUACCCAUGACGUCAGGGAGCACUUGAUUUGCAACGUGUCAGAAGUCGACUGGUCACGCAAAUGCAAUUUUAGAGUGAAAGACAUUGCUUCGGAGGUUAAAUGAUAGUGGAUAUUUCCAUUUAAGCAGAGAUCUGGUGGCACCAUCUUUUUUUAGAAGUUGUCCGUUGUGCGUCUUUAAUUGUUUUAUGUUGAUCCUGCUGUUAAUUAGCCCUAGGUAAAAAGGGAUUAGAUAAAAAUUAUUAACUAAGUAUUAUUUGCUGCCUCUCAACCACCAGAAGACCAAUGAGUGACAGGGGUGGAGAGGGCUACAGGCAGGAGCUAUGGGUUAUUGUCAGGUGACUAAUGCAAGUAUCAAUUCGUUUCUUGUACCCCCCUCCUCAAGGGUAGUUAAGCUAUCACCACAAAUCUUUGCCGAUGCUUGAGUAGUAUUUAUUUUUCCUUUAGUGAAAAUUUGGCGAAGCUGGAAAGAAUAAGGAUGCUAAUGUGUCGAUGUCUUGUCGAACAUACAGCCUUACCCAGUAAAAUUAGUCCAGUUACUUUAUAUGAUGGUGAUAACUGAUAUAUUGUUGAUGGUGAUGUCUUGACAAAAGAAAACGUAGCAUUGGUGAAAAAAGGGUGAUGCUUGAGCCUUAAGAUGUCGUUAUAGGGUGAUAAGGUGUCGUACCCUUGAGGAGGGGGGUACAAGACACGAAUUGAUACUUGCAUAAGAUGCACUGUAAGUGGACUCGGUCGAGUGUGAUUUAGCAUCAAAUAUAUUCCAGGUGUCAGAUGGAAGAUGCCCUCUAUUUGUGACAUUAGUUACUUAAUUUGACCUACCUGGCUCCUUCCUCUAGACUCCCUUUAAUUCUUUUUAUUUCAACACUGUUGAAGUGUCACUGUUAGAUCAAUAAAACUGCUAAUCCAUUUUGCCUGGGACGUCAUUUAUUACAAUAUUAGGUGGUCUUCCUUUUAUAUGUGGACAAUUUAUUUGUACUUGUAUUUCUGUGCUUUUACUGCUGGUUCCUUAUUCCCAGAAGGUAAAAAAAUAACCUUAACUUGCGCAGGUAAUUUCCAUUCCAAGCUGCUCUCAAUACCUGACUUGCCAUUACAUCAUACUAAGUGCAACAAAAAAGAUUAUUCACUUUUGAAUUUAAAAACUCCUGAAGCACGAAUUUAAAUUUUAGCUCACUUCCAGUUAGUUAACAACUGGGGCUAUUGACUUGAAAGUUAUUACAUAUGUAGGCCUAUUAUGAAACCUUGCAGACUAAAUUUCGGCCCGGUGCGAUUCCUAUCAAAAACAAUAUCCUGUCUGCGAGGGAGGUAACCACAAUGGCCCUGGCCAUUUCAUCGCCAAAUGUUUUGGUUUACAAAAAGUCUAGUGAUGGCAAUUACAGCAUCCCUGCAUAGAUUUUUUCAUAUUGUUCAGAAUUUUUGUUUCUCGAUAAUUACGAGUGUGGUUCCUCUGGUGCUGGCAAUGUCUGCCACCUGUAAUGAUAAUAGGAACUGAAAUUCCUAUGGUGUUGUUAAUUUCAGACUUCAUACUUGCGGCUACAUGAAGUUGUUUAUUUUAACAGAUUCGGUGAUUUAAUCCCCACUAUUGUUUUCUCUAGAAUAUCUUUAUUUGAUGUCAUCUUCCAAAAGAAGCAAAACUAUAGAAUCAUAUAUUCAAAAGGAGAUUAAAUUUCAUUGGUUUCAUUGUACUCCAUUUGUGUAUAAUUGUACAGAUAGUUUAGUGGUUAACGUAAAUGUCCCCUUCAGGAACUCUCUCAGUUAUUGUCUGAGAAUGUACUCAAGCUUUUAUAAUAAAAAGACUCUAGUCAUCUAAUAGUUAAUAGAUGAAAAUCACCCACCCUUUCAGAUUAAUGGCUAUAUGCUGCCCAUACCAUGACUAGACAAUAGUUAACAGUUAAGUCUUGUGCCGAAAGUUGAGUACUGUGGAAACCUUGUUGCCUAAAAAAUACUUUAAUCUUUUUAUUGAUCGUUGAUACCAGUUGUCUGUGCGUGUAUGUGUGUGUGAGUUUUCUAUGGUUUUAAAUGUAAAUAAAGUCCCACAGUCUUGUCAAA
This is a messenger RNA of Lineus longissimus, 5367 nucleotides long. RefSeq names its product sarcospan-like. The record is from RefSeq and is a predicted model, not a curated record. Lineage: Eukaryota; Metazoa; Nemertea; Pilidiophora; Heteronemertea; Lineidae. Gene Ontology annotation, cellular component: sarcolemma; dystrophin-associated glycoprotein complex. The transcript is spliced from 3 exons. Bases 315 to 1364 code for a protein of 349 amino acids.